UGGCCAUUGUCCUUAAAUGCACCAUGAACAACUUGCUUGCCUUACCUGUACAAUCAAGAGCUAUCAAUAUUCAUUUUGGUGGUGCACCUGAGCUAUAAACGACAAAGAAGAAGGUGCUCUGUGUGAUAGUCUAUUGUUCGACGAGCAUCAAAUGGAUGUCUACGUUUCUUCAUCGAAUUAUAGUCAUCAACUUUUAGCACAUGAAAUAAAAAUCGUUUAAAUUUGUCAUUAUAGUUCUCAAAAAGUAACAGCAAACGACUUUUUGCCGAAUUGUUAAAAGAGUUCACACUGCAAGUUUUUUAUUAACACAACCAUAUUUUAAUCGUCUGUUCUUUUGCAAGUACUUCUCAGGAAUACAAUGGAAUAAGCUGACACACCCUAAUCCUAACUUCUUUACUUCAUGUUUAACAUUUAUAAGAACACGUCGAUUAUAACUGAGUUAGUGAUCACAUCGUCUGGUUUGAACAAGCGAAUGGUUUAGGAAAGUAGGACAUUGAAUCGAAGUGAACACCUUGGUCGAUAGCAAUUUACUUCAGACCUUUAUUCGCUGAAGCUGGAAACCAGAUGGAGCGAAGAAAAAGUGAAAUUCUCGGUAUCGUGUUGUUGGUGCUGCUGAUGUUUGCUUCGGAAAAUAGCUCGGCAAGUACUAAUAGUACUAAUAGCACAACGACAAGCCUCAGCCCAGGUGAUCCGAAUGUUUGCAACGUUACAACCAGGCGCCCAGCAUAUUACGCUGAGACAUACACAGUGCAGCGAGUCGAGAGAUAUGUCUCAAUGUGUAGCUGGUGGCAGUGCAUCCGUGAGAGACUAGUAACUGCAUUGGAAUCUCGACAGGUAACUCGGAUGGUAAAUACCACCAUCUUGGAUUGCUGUGAAGGAUGGCUAUACAGAAAUGGAUCGUGUAACACAUCCUUGUGUGAUCCCGUAUGCAUCGAGGGCCAUGGUGUUUGUACGGCGCCCGGCAACUGUUCCUGUGGUCCUGGUUUCGUCGGGUCGCGAUGCGAGCAGACGUGUCCUCCGGGUACUUUCGGCCAGAACUGCAGCGAGAGCUGCUCUUGUGCUGGUGAUGGUCCUUGCCAUCAUGUUACAGGGGAAUGUACGUGUUCACCGGGGCAGAUGGGAGUGGACUGCAAUGAAACAUGCCCAGAAGAGACGUACGGUGCCAACUGUUCAUUCUCCUGUCUGUGUCGUAAUGAUACCACUCAAACGUGUAAUCCUGCUAAUGGGCUUUGCCAUUGUAAGCCUGGGUGGACAGGUUCCAUCUGCAAUGAGACCUGUCCAUCAGGAACAUAUGGACCAGAUUGUAGUCUUCAAUGCUCUUGUUCUCAUGGAGGUACAUGCCAGGCAUUGAAUGGAUCCUGCAUCUGUGGAACUGGAUGGACUGGCCUCCGAUGUGACACGCCGUGCCCCGCUGGGUCUUACGGACCAGGAUGCCAACAUCAAUGUGGUUGUGCCAGUGGAGGAUCAUGCGAUCAGUUUACAGGAUUAUGUACAUGCGGUGUUGGACUUCAGGGACCUCAUUGCAACGAGACGUGUGAUCCUAGGUUCUAUGGACUGAACUGCAUCAAUCGAUGUACCUGUGAAAAUGAUGGCAUUUGUGAACCUGUGAAUGGUACCUGUAAGUGUGCAACAGGAUGGCAAGGGGAGUCAUGUGACCAGCCAUGUCCGAGAGGGAACUACGGAAUCAACUGUCAAUCAUCGUGCCUCUGUCGUAAUGGCGGAUCGUGCCAUCACAUAACAGGAUUGUGCACUUGCUCUGCCGGAUUCACGGGGACCACGUGUGAGAGCCGAUGUACGGAAGGGACCUAUGGAGUGGGAUGUUCAGAGAGAUGUGAAUGCCAGAAUGGUGGUAACUGCAGCCAUGUGGAUGGUAGCUGUUCAUGCUUGGAGGGCUAUAAAGGCAUCUUCUGUUCCAUUAUAUGCCAAGAAGGGUAUUACGGAACCAACUGCUCAUCCCGCUGCACCUGUCAACAUGGCGACUGUAAUCAUGUGACUGGCCUAUGUGAUGUGUGCAGACCAGGGUGGGAGGGAAACCUCUGUGACAGAAGAUGCACCGAGGGUUACUACGGUAACAACUGCAACCAGACAUGUCUAUGCCAGAACGACGGGCGAUGUAACCACAUCAAUGGAACAUGCACCUGUGCGAGUGGGUGGAGGGGUGAGGUGUGCGCCGAGUCGUGUCCAUCUGGUACCUAUGGGAGGGAGUGCCUGCUGGAGUGUGCCUGCUCUAAUGGAGGUAGCUGUAGGGCUGAUAACGGGGGGUGUGUGUGCACCCCAGGAUACCAUGGAACCUUCUGUGACAAUCCAUGUUCAGAAAAUUAUUAUGGCCAAGAUUGUCUCGAGGAAUGUCUCUGCCAGAACGAUGCUGCCUGUGAUCAUGUGACUGGAAACUGUACCUGCCUCCGUGGAUGGGACGGUCCGCUCUGUGCAGUACGAUGUCCAUCUGGUUACUAUGGUGAUGGAUGCGGUCAGGAGUGCAGAUGUGGAAACCACUCCUCUGUCUGUGAUUCUGAGACUGGUGCCUGUACAUGUACAAGUGGUUGGCUGGGUGAAUUUUGUGACGUUCCUUGCCCAAAUGGUUACUAUGGUGACAAUUGUCUGUUGAGAUGUGAAUGCCAGAAUGAUGGAAGAUGCGAUCCAGCCACUGGAGAUUGCAGCUGUGCAGAUGGCUUCAUUGGACUCUCCUGUGAUUCAGACUGUCAUGUCUUUGAAGUCAGCAUGUAUGGCCCAGACUGCUCUCUACAGUGCCAGUGCCAGAACGAAGCAUACUGUGACCACAGAGAUGGGAGCUGCACAUGCACGCCUGGAUGGAUCGGACAACACUGCCAAGACCCCUGUCCUGACGGAUUCUAUGGCCAGGGGUGUAACGCUACCUGUGGAUGCAAGAAUGGGGGCAUCUGUGACCCCGCGAUGGGGGAUUGUGAUUGCCCAGAUGGAUUCAUGGGGGACAGAUGCCAAGAUCCAUGUCCAGAAAAUUAUUAUGGACGUCGAUGCAGUCAACCAUGUGACUGUCGUAACGGAGGCAUAUGCAAUGGUGUAACAGGCGACUGCACUUGUGCUUCGGGGUACACUGGGAAGUCAUGCAGCCAGGUUUGCCCAAAUGGAACCUAUGGUCCAUCUUGCUCAGAGAACUGCUUAUGUGCAGACAAUGCUAUAUGUUGGCACACUGAUGGCACCUGCAUAUGUGGGGCUGGUUUCAGAGGUCCCCUGUGUGAACAACCCUGCCAUGAAGGAACAUUUGGAGCUAACUGCUCACUCUCAUGCCGUUGUGUAAACGGGGUGUGUGAUGGCAUCACUGGCAGAUGCUCAUGCUUGGCUGGAUGGAAAGGAGAUACUUGCGAAUGGCCUUGUGAUUUUGGAUACCAUGGUUUAGGCUGUUCUGAACUGUGCCGUUGUGAAAAUGGAGCCACAUGCAACAAUACGAAUGGUAAUUGUACAUGUGCUGAUGGCUGGCAGGGAGAUGUCUGCGAUGGACCAUGUGACUUGGGUUUCUAUGGCAACGAAUGUCAGGAGACUUGCUCAUGUGAAAAUGGAGCUAACUGUGAUCAUGUGACAGGAUUUUGCCAUUGUUUGCCUGGCUUUAUUGGAGUCCACUGUGAGGUCAUAUGUCCAACUGGAUAUUUUGGAUCUGGAUGUAGCAGCCCUUGUACAUGUCAGAAUGAAGGGGUCUGUGAACACACAAAUGGGACCUGUUACUGCCCUGCUGGAUUCUAUGGUCCUACGUGUGAGCUGCAGUGUCCACAAGGUUUACAUGGUGCUGGCUGCCAGGUAGAUUGCCUGUGUCGGAACAACGCCACGUGCGAUCAUGUGACGGGAGCCUGCCAAUGCCAGCCAGGAUGGAUCGGUGCGCUCUGCGAGACACCAUGUCAGGAUGGUCAGUAUGGUGACCAAUGUAAAGAGGAGUGUCCAUGUUUUCAUGACAGCUCCUGUGAUCAUAUGACAGGGGCCUGCUUCUGCGCAAAGGGAUACAUUGGUGACAUGUGUCAGCAUCUAUGUCCAAGACCAGACUUGUAUUUUGGCCUGGAAUGUGAGGAGCCUUGCAACUGUCCCCUGGGCGGUCUCUGUCAUCACGUGACUGGCGUGUGUCUCUGUGAAACACUAGGUGAUGGAUCAGGAGCUGCUUGCAGUGAACCCUGUGAUGAGGGUUACUAUGGCAAUACAUGCAGGAUGCAGUGUCACUGUGAGAAUGGGGCCACUUGUGAUAGGGUGACGGGAGAGUGCAGCUGCACACCAGGCUGGAUGGGAGAAAACUGCACAGAACCUUGCCGUCCUGGAUACUUUGGUCCAGACUGCUCCUCACUCUGCAGGUGCAAGAAUGGUGGCACCUGUGACAGAUCAGGCCGAUGCACCUGUGCCCCUGGAUGGAAGGGACCCAGCUGCGCAGGUGAAUGCAACCCAGGGACCUAUGGAGAGAACUGCAACUCAACCUGUACCUGUCAACACGGUGGACUGUGUGACCAUGUGACUGGGGGGUGUAGGUGCCAGCCAGGUUACCAGGGCGUCAACUGUGAAAGACUCUGUGAUGAAGGUUUCUAUGGAGUGCUAUGUCAGGAAAGGUGCCUUUGUGUCAAUGAUGGUAUCUGUGAUCCCAUUAAUGGAUCAUGUUCUUGUCAACCAGGCUACCAGGGAAGGCUCUGUCAGUACCAGUGCCCAGUUGGAACAUAUGGCCGUGACUGUAGCAAUAUCUGCCAAUGCCAGAAUGGCGCGACCUGUGACUUUCGUACCGGGGCGUGUACCUGUGGUCCAGGCUGGCAGGGUGAGCAUUGCGAGUACGAAUGCUCACAAGGUCACUAUGGUUACGGAUGCAGAGAGAGGUGUGCAUGUACCAAUGGAGCAUCCUGUCACCAUGUUACUGGAGAAUGCUCAUGCACUGCUGGCUGGAUGGGAGAUUACUGCAAUGUCCAAUGUCGAGAAGGAUUGUACGGACUUGGCUGUAACAACACAUGCCAAUGCCAAAACGAUGGUGAAUGCAACAGGUUCACUGGGUAUUGCAGCUGCGAAGAUGGUUGGCGCGAAACCUUCUGCGCCCUACCUUGCCACCAGGGAUGGUUCGGUAGAGGGUGCCAACAGCGUUGUGAGUGCCUGAAUGGAGGCGAAUGUGACCAUGUAACAGGUGUCUGUAGCUGUGCACCUGGCUGGCAGGGGGACAACUGCGCCAGCUCCUGCAACAAGUGGCAGUACGGCAAGGACUGCAACCGGACCUGUCAUUGUGACGGUGCUUCGGCUUCAUCCUGUAAUCCGGUCUCAGGGUCCUGUGAAUGUAUGCCGGGAUGGAGUGGAAGGACCUGCAGUGAACCGUGUCCUCCCAGACUUUUUGGAACAGACUGCGAGAUGAACUGUGGAUGUGAAAAUGGGGCCACUUGUGAUCAUGUCGACGGGUCAUGCACUUGUAAGCCUGGCUUUAGGGGUGUGUUCUGUCAAGACAUGUGCCCAAACAACAUCUAUGGUAGUGGCUGUAUCAACACAUGUAGCUGUGUGAAUGCUUAUUCCUGCUCUCCUUCCACGGGCGAGUGUCUCUGUCUGCCUGGGUGGACUGGUGAGAGAUGUGAUCAGCCAUGUCCUCAGGGUUCUUACGGUGAUAGUUGUAACUACACCUGUGAUUGCCUGGUUGGCGACGAGUGUGACCCUGUCAGAGGGAGAUGCAAUUGUUCAUCAGAUUCUGAACCACUUUGCCAAAAUGGAGGCACCUGCAAUGGCCGUUCCUGUUCUUGCCCUCCUGGAUGGAUGGGAGACCAUUGCGAGACACAGUGUCCCACUGGCCGAUUCGGAGAGGACUGCACUCAGAUGUGCACCUGUUGGAACAAUGCUACCUGCGACAGGUCCAACGGGGAGUGUUCCUGCCAACCAGGCUGGCGGGGUCCCAUCUGCACAUCACCCUGCCCUGAUGGCUUCUACGGCCAGUGGUGUCGACUUCCGUGCACCUGCGUCAAUGGUGGUUCCUGCAAUCAUGUGACAGGUGAGUGUUUAUGUGUGCCUGGAUACACAGGAGAGCACUGUGAAGAAGCAUGUCCAGCUGGGACCUACGGUCUCCAAUGCCAGUCAACAUGCUCAUGCCUCAAUGGUGGCAUAUGCCAUGGAACGACUGGUGACUGCAUCUGCCAAGCGGGCUGGGAGGGGGCGACCUGCUCGACCCCUUGCUCCAAGGGAUACUACGGCAAUCUUUGCAUUGAAGAGUGUCAGUGUCAGAACGGCGCCCUCUGCAGUCCCAUCGAGGGCUCCUGCACCUGUGAGGCUGGCUGGCUAGGAGCCUACUGUCACAUCCCAUGUGAUGAGGGUUCCUAUGGGCAGGGCUGUCACAAGACCUGUUCACAUUGCCCACAGUAUCGCUGUGCAAACACGGAUGGAAGGUGCCUUGUGCUCGAGUGUGAUCCUGGACAGUGGGGAGAGGAGUGUGAACACAUCUGUCUGUGUAGGAAUGACGGAGCUUGUGAUAGGCUGAAUGGAACUUGCUACUGCCCUCUAGGUUUUGAUGGAGAAUUUUGUGAAUACGAAUUUCUCCCCAUUGAUGAUGAUGACAAUGAUUCUGGGAAAAUUAUCACUGUGAACACUGGAAAGCGAACGGGUUCUGUUCCCAAAGUGACCGUGUCAGUUGCCUGUACCGUCAUCAUUAUUGCGAUCAUCAUAGCUAUCGUAGCUGUCGUAAUGUGGCGCAAAAGAAGAAAGAGAGGAGCCUAUAAACCUCAUGAAGAACCUCAAGAUCCAACCUAUGUGAUGGGAACAGAUAUCAAUGACAGCCCUGGUAAUGAGCAAGUUCAAAUGUCACGGAUGUCUGUCACUAGUACAGGAUCUUUCAAUAUGAGCGAUGAGAGAGAGUUGAUUGGCGACACGUCACCGGAACAGAAGGAAGUCUUCAGGAGAACUAAAGAAGAUGCAGGAGAUGUGCCUAAUUUAAGUUUCAAGAAUCCACUCUAUGGGGACAACAUGAUAUAAGCCAGUCAGUAGCUCCAGAAUAUAUUUUCUGUUAAAAGCCAAAAGUGCUCUGAACAGAUGAUAUCGCAACUAGAUUACUACCAGACGGAAAUGGACAAAUGAUGGACUUGUGUGUUUAAUUCCGGGGCAAAGUUGAAUCUCAAACAUUUGAUGUGAUUGCAUUUAAUUGACUUUCAAUCGCAAAUGAUAAGUGCAUAUAAACGCUUUAAGUAAUAUUUCAUGGUGAAAAAGGGGAAAUGCAUCUUAACAUUAUAAGUAUAUGUUAAUAUUUCUUCCAAGUUUUCUCUUCAGUUACAGUCUAUUUAAGAAUCAGCUGUUUGAAAACUUCAAAAGCUGCAACAUUGUUUGAAUAAUAUAGUGUUUUAGCAGUCUGAGGCAAGAAGAUAUAGGGAGAAAUUGGCAUGGUAAUCAGGAGAUAUUUUGUUUUCCUGAAGGGUAGGUUACUAUCUUCACUUCUAUGUAGGAUAGAUAGCUUGCAAUGACAAAUUAUGGGUCAAAUGUCAGAUCAACUGUGCCAUCGGAAGUAGGGACAACUUGAGCUACUGAUGAAACUGGGACAUCUUGAUACUACAUUGUAAGUUGCACUUUAUACAUGAAGGGCGGUUGGACAUUUUUUCUUUAUUGUGCCUACACUAUCAUUGCAAUAGCUAAUCUCCAGACAAUUUAAGAAAUGAUUUCAUCAAAAAUACAUGUAUCUAGAAAUGCUUUUCAAAAAUUCAGUAUCUAGCUGACAUCUAUACCUGUAUUUAUAUCAGUACUACUGUAUAUGCUUGCCACAUAAACGUUAACAUCAUCUGUGUAUAAAUAAUGAAAAUUGCUAAUAUGGAUAUGAAAUUAUAAAUGUAAAAUU
Molecule: messenger RNA, 7780 nt
Organism: Strongylocentrotus purpuratus (purple sea urchin)
Lineage: Eukaryota; Metazoa; Echinodermata; Echinoidea; Camarodonta; Strongylocentrotidae
Product: multiple epidermal growth factor-like domains protein 6
Exons: 29
Coding region: 565-6930 (2121 amino acids)
Biological process (GO): cell communication
Cellular component (GO): membrane
Molecular function (GO): scavenger receptor activity; protein binding
Source: RefSeq, a predicted model, not a curated record